Alexandromys fortis (reed vole) is the source of this 2612-nucleotide messenger RNA. RefSeq names its product butyrophilin like 2 (gene Btnl2). Lineage: Eukaryota; Metazoa; Chordata; Mammalia; Rodentia; Cricetidae. Gene Ontology annotation, molecular function: signaling receptor binding. The transcript is spliced from 10 exons. Bases 265 to 1911 code for a protein of 548 amino acids. Gene Ontology annotation, biological process: T cell receptor signaling pathway; regulation of cytokine production. Gene Ontology annotation, cellular component: external side of plasma membrane. The record is from RefSeq and is a predicted model, not a curated record.
UGUGCUGUUCUGACAGGAGUCUCAUUUCAGAGUGAACCUUGAGGAUUGGGCUCUGCCUUUAGGCUGGAAGCAUUCACAUCUCCCUUCACCCAACCCAAAGAUGCCUCUGCUUCCUGGGGCUGCUCCACGGUUGCCUCUCCAGCCAGCGAGUCCUGACCUCACCCGCCUUUAGACACCUGCUAUGUGGAUGAGGAACACUGUGGGUGAGAGACAACACAACGCCAGAGCCUCGGUUUCCCCCCAAAGGAGAGAGAGACAGGGAGGAUGGUGGAUUACCCAGGCUACAGUCUGCCCGGCGUGGCUGCCUCCUUGCUCUUCCUUCUGCUGACUGUGAAGCACCCAGAUGACUUCAGAGUAGUGGGGCCUGCCCUUCCCAUCCUGGCCAAAGUCGGGGAAGAUGCCCUGCUAACAUGUCAGCUCCUCCCCAAGAGGACAGCGGCGCACAUGGAGGUGCGGUGGUACCGCUCCGACCCCGACACGCCUGUGAUUGUGCACCGGGACGGAGCCGAGGUGGCCGGGCUACAGAUGGAGGAAUACAGAGGCAGGGUGGAGUGGACAGAGGACAGCACUCACGAGGGAAGUGUGGCCCUGAAGAUCCACCAGAACCAGCCAGGUGACGAUGGGCAAUACUGGUGCCGCUUCCAGGAAGGGGACAACUGGAAGGAGGCAAGCGUGCUGCUCCGAGUGGCGGCCCUAGGAUCUUCUCCAAACAUCCACAUGGAGGGACCUGGAGAAGGAGGGAUCCAGCUUGUAUGCACGUCCCAGGGCUGGUUCCCUGAGCCUGAGGUCUAUUGGGAGGCCACGUGGGGAGAAGAGAUGUUGAGUUUCUCUCAGAAUCACGUGCUGGGUGAAGACGGGCUGUUCUAUGUGGAAGACACACUAGUGGUCAGGAACGAUACUUCAGAGACCUAUUCCUGCUUCAUCUACAGCCGUGGCCUCGAAGAGGCCAAGGAGGCCGCCUUUGCCCUGCCAGAGAAACUCCAGACAGAGCUGGCUUCCGCAAGGGUGAUUGGACCUUCCCAGCCCAUCCUUGUCCGAGUCGGAGAGAACAUAGAAAUAACGUGUCACCUGUCACCUGAAGCUGACGCCCAGAGCAUGGAGGUGAGGUGGGUCCGGUCCCACUACUACCCCGCAGUCCACGUGCAUGUGGGCGGGUCCCACUCGGCGGGAGAGCAGAUGGCGGAAUACAGAGGGAGGACUGUGGUGAUGAGAGAUGCCGUGCACGAGGGAAAGCUGACCCUGCGGAUCCACGAUGCCCGAACUUCAGAUGAUGGGAAAUACCGGUGCCUUUUCGGAAAAGACGGUGUCUACCAGGAGGCCCGUGUGGAUGUGCAGGUGAUGGCGGUGGGCUCCACCCCGCGGAUCACCCAGGAGGUCCUGAAGGAUGGAGGCUUGCAGCUGAGAUGUACAUCAGAUGGGUGGUUCCCACAGCCCCAGGUGCAAUGGAGGGACAGAGGCGGAAGGGCUGUGCCAUCGUUUUCCGAGGCCUUUCAUCAAGGGAGCCAGGGGCUGUUCCAGGUGGAGACGCUUCUGCAGGUCACAAACGGCUCGGUGGUGAAUAUGACCUGCUCCAUCAGCCUCCCUUGGGGCGAGGAGAAGGCUGCAUGGUUUUCCCUCUCAGACUCCAGGAUAGCUCUGCUGUGGAUGGCCCUGCCCGUUCUGCUGCUGCCUCUUGCCAUGGCUGUUGACCUGCUGAAGGCGAAGCACCCUCGGAAAGGCAAGGGCAUCUCACCUUCCAGCCCCACAGAGCUGCUUCCUGAGGCUCUUGUUGGUCCCUCCCACCCUGUGUUCCUGCACGCCCAGGCCUUAGACCAUGUCCUCGCACCCCAGACCAUGAGUGCGGACCAGAAACACCACAGCAAUCAGCAACAUCUCAGGAAUGACGGAAGCCACACGAGGACUUCCCUCUGACAAGAGGCUCUGAUUAAAAAAAAAAAAAAAUGCACCACAGAGUGGGGGAGUACCACGCAAGCCAGGUGCACUCCACUUUCUGAAUACCCCAUCUUUCCCUUCAAUGAGCCUCACCUGCUGUUGUCCAAAGGGUUCUCCAUGGAGCAGGACCCACUCGUGUUGGUCACAGUGAGGGACCCCUCUACCAGAGUCUGCCCAUCAUCAUCUCGGCACAGUGAUGGCAUCUUCCCUCCCUUUGCGUCCUUCUGCUGUCCCUCAGGCUGGGGACCAUCCCUCACCUGUGCACAGCAGUUUUAUGCCAUCACCUUCUAGAUCCAUAUGAGGAUAUAAGAAGGGGAACCUAGAUCUGGAGAGAAAUGCCACUUGUCUGAGGCCUGGGUGGUUUUUCUAGAAAUGUCCGAUCCAGAAGCUCCAGAGGGACAAAGCCCUUCAACUGCAGGUGGGAGGAGAGGGUUUCUUUUCUUUUUCCAUGAGAUGAAGCACCUGACUGUGAGUCACAGUCACAGAAGACCUGGCACCUACACUACAGAUCAGAGCAAGGGCUGGAGAAGUAGCUCAGCUGUUAAGAGCACUAAAUGUUCUUGCAGAGGACCUGAGUUUGAUUCCCAGCACCCAUAUGGCAGCUCACAACCGUCUAUAACUCCAGUUCCAGGAGACCUGAUGUCCUUUUCUAGCCUCUGAGGGCAGCGGACACACACACA